Molecule: messenger RNA, 1877 nt
Organism: Varanus komodoensis (Komodo dragon)
Lineage: Eukaryota; Metazoa; Chordata; Lepidosauria; Squamata; Varanidae
Gene: ZCRB1
Product: zinc finger CCHC-type and RNA binding motif containing 1
Exons: 8
Coding region: 823-1485 (220 amino acids)
Biological process (GO): mRNA splicing, via spliceosome
Cellular component (GO): U12-type spliceosomal complex
Molecular function (GO): zinc ion binding; RNA binding
Source: RefSeq, a predicted model, not a curated record
ACGUAGAAGUCCUUGAUGUCUGUUUAUGUCCGUACCCACUGUGAGUCUUGCGGCACGUCAUCAGGAAGACGUCAAGGGAAGGCGCCUCAAGGCGAGUCGGGCGCGGCAGGCCACUUUAGGGGAAGCCGGCGCUAUGGUUCUGUGUGGGCCUGACUGAGCGGCUUCUUUGGCUGUGGUUAGUAAAACCGCGCCUCGUGCCUCAGCGAUCUUUUCCUUCGGGUCUACCCCCGGCCCCGCAUGACCUGCCCCUAAGGGGAAGUGAGACUGAAUUCAGUGGGGUUUGCUCUUAGUCGUGUGCAUCCUUAGGAUUGCAUCUAGUGACAGUCUUGAGUAAAGUCCCAUUCAUUGCAGUGCGGAUCUAGUCCGAGUAGUGUUAAUAAUAGACUAACAAUAUCCCACUAGGUGCUCUGGGCUCUUGAAUAAGAGCAUCACUAUUUUUAGCAGAAACAUUUUCCCGUCUUUAAAAUUUUCUGGGGACAUUUACGCUUUAAAGCAUGCCACUUGGAAGAACUAAACAGUAGGUCUGGGGGUGUUUACCUGGGAGUAAUUCCUAUUGAAAAUUGUGUCUUUUUAAGAAAGUGCUAAUCAGGUUGUACUUAUAAAAGCUAUGGUACAUGUGUCAUGCAACUUAGGUCAACAGGUUAGAAUGAGAUGGUUGGGACUUUGAGCUAUUGAUUUAAAAGAAACAAUAUCAAAACAAUGUCAUUAAUUGUACUAGUCAUACUAAAAGCUGUGGUUUGUGGCUUUGAAUGAACAUUAUUAAAAGCACAGCCUAGUCUCUCUGCUCUCAAGCCCAUCUUUCACUCAGAUAAUGAUACAUUGAUGGUAGAAAAAAUGAGUGGAGGUCUAGCACCAAGCAAAAGCACAGUUUAUGUAUCCAAUUUGCCCUUCUCGUUGACAAACAAUGACUUAUAUAGGAUUUUUUCCAAGUAUGGCAAAGUGGUUAAAGUUACAAUUAUGAAAGACAAAGACACACGAAGGAGUAAAGGGGUUGCAUUUAUUUUGUUCUUGGAUAAAGAAUCAGCACAUAACUGUUCUCGGGCACUUAACAACAAACAACUGUUUGGAAGAGUAAUAAAAGCAAGUAUUGCUAUUGACAAUGGAAGAGCUGCAGAAUUCAUCCGCAGACGAAACUAUUAUGACAAAUCAAAAUGCUAUGAAUGCGGAGAAACAGGUCAUUUAAGCUAUGUUUGUCCUAAGAAUAUGCUAGGAGAGCGUGAACCACCCAAAAAGAAAGAAAAGAAGAAAAGGAAGAAAGUAAUUGAGCCAGAAGAAGAAAUUGAGGAAGAAGAAGAAAGUGAAGAUGAGGGAGAAGACCCUGCUCUUGAUAGCCUCAGUCAAGCUAUAGCUUUCCAGCAAGCCAAAAUUGAAGAAGAGCAGCAAAGGUCAACACAGACAGCAGGGGAGCCUUCAACAUCUGAUUCAAGAAGACCCCGGAUCAAAAAAAGUGCAUAUUUUAGUGAUGAGGAAGAACUCAGUGAUUGAUUUAUAUACUAUAGAAAAUAUGGACUUGUGUUCUGUACAUUGUAAAUAAAAUAAAUAGUAAUUUGAGAACACAAAUAUUUAUAAAAUUGCAAGUGAAUCUUUACAGUGAAAAGUAUAAUAUUUUCAUGAUUGAUAGAUAUCAUGGAUAAGGUUUUUUUUUCAUUUUAUCCUCAACUAUGAUUCAGUAAACAUGUUUUUAUUUCUAGCAUCAACAUUUGAAUGCUGUUAGGAGCAUUUACGAGUCUUUAUAUUCAUAUGAUUAUAAAAAAACUGUUCACUUGAGCCAUGAUACCACAGUGUGUUGAAGAUCUAUGUCAUAAAACAGAUCUUUAUUGUACUUUGGACAGGAUGUAUACAAUCUGAAAAGGAUAAACUAGAAAUGUUAUGUGUAA